Closterium sp. NIES-65 is the source of this 3624-nucleotide messenger RNA. NCBI's taxonomy places the organism in Eukaryota, Viridiplantae, Streptophyta, Zygnematophyceae, Desmidiales, Closteriaceae. The record is from the annotation of a GenBank genome assembly.
AUGACCUCAAACCUGACCUUAAACCUGACCUCAAACCUGACCUCAAACCUGACGUCAAAACCUGACCUCAAACCUGACCUCAAACCUGACCUGAAACCUGACCUGAAACCUGACCUGAAACCUGACCUCAAACCUGACCUCAAACCUGACCUCAAACCUGACCUCAAACCUGACCUCAAACCUGACAUCAAAACUGACGUCAAACCUGACGUCGAACCUGACCUCAAAGCUGACCUCAAACCUGACCUCAAACCUGACCUCAAACCUGACUUCAAACCUGACGUCAAACCUGACGUUAAACCUGACCACAAACCUGGAGUCAAUGGCGUCAAACCUGACCUCAAACCUGGCGUCAAACCUGACGUCAAACCUGACGUCAAACCUGACGUCAAACCUGACGUCAAACCUGACGUCAAACCUGACGUCACACCUGACGUCACACCUGACGUCAAACCUGACGUCACACCUGACGUCAAACCUGACCUCAAACCUGACCUCAAACCUGACCUCAAACCUGACUCCAAACCUGGCGUCAAAGUUGACGUCAAACCUGACCUCAAACCUGACCUCAAACUUAACGUCAAACCUGACGUCAAACCUGACAUCAAACCUGACCUCAAACCUGACCUCAAACCUGACCUCAAACCUGAACUCAAACCUGACCUCAAACCUGGCGUCAAACUUGACGUCAAACCUGACCUCAAACCUGACCUCAAACCUGACCUCAAACCUGACCUCAAACCUGACGUCAAACCUGACGUCAAACAUGACGUCAAACCUGACCUCAAACCUGAUGUCAAACCUGACCUCAAACCUGACGUCAAACCUGACCUCAAACCUGACGUCAAACCUGACGUCAAACCUGACGUCAAACCUGACCUCAAACCUGACCUCAAACCUGACCUCAAACCUGACCUCAAACCUGACCUCAAACCUGACCUCAAACCUGGCGUCAAACUUGACGUCAAACCUGACCUCAAACCUGACCUCAAACCUGACCUCAAACCUGACGUCAAACCUGACCUCAAACCUGACCUUAAUCCUGACCUCAAACCUGACCUCAAACCUGACCUCAAACCUGACCACAAACCUGACCUCAAACCUGACCUCAAACCUGACCUCAAACCUGACCUCAAACCUGACCUCAAACCUGACCUCAAACCUGACCUCAAACCUGACCUCAAACCUGACCUCAAACCUGACGUCAAACCUGACGUCAAACAUGACCUUAAUCCUGACCUCAAACCUGACGUCAAACCUGACCUCAAACCUGACCACAAACCUGACCUCAAACCUGACCUCAAACCUGACCUCAAACCUGACCUCAAACCUGACGUCAAACCUGACGUCAAACAUGACGUCAAACCUGACCUCAAACCUGACCUCAAACCUGACCUCAAACCUGACCUCAAACCUGACCUCAAACCUGACCUCAAACCUGACGUCAAACCUGACGUCAAACCUGAUGUCAAACAUGACCUCAAACCUGACCUCAAACCUGACCUCAAACCUGACCUCAAACCUGACCUCAAACCUGACCUCAAACCUGACCUCAAACCUGACCUCAAACCUGACCUCAAACCUGACCUCAAACCUGACCUCAAACCUGAUGUCAAACCUGACCUCAAACCUGACCUCAAACCUGACGUCAAACCUGACCUCAAACCGGACCUCAAACCUGACCUCAAACCUGACCUCAAACCUGACGUCAAACCUGACCUCAAACCUGACCUCAAACCUGACCUCAAACCUGACCUCAAACCUGACCUCAAACCUGACCUCAAACCUGACCUCAAACCUGACCUCAAACCUGACCUCAAACAUGACGUCAAACCGGACCUCAAACCUGACCUCAAACCUGACCUCAAACCUGACGUCAAACACCUCAAACCUGACCUCAAACCUGACCUCAAACCUGACCUCAAACCUGACCUCAAACCUGACGUCAAACCUGACGUCAAACCUGAUGUCAAACAUGACCUCAAACCUGACCUCAAACCUGACCUCAAACCUGACCUCAAACCUGACCUCAAACCUGACCUCAAACCUGACCUCAAACCUGACCUCAAACCUGACCUCAAACCUGACCUCAAACCUGACCUCAAACCUGAUGUCAAACCUGACCUCAAACCUGACCUCAAACCUGACGUCAAACCUGACCUCAAACCGGACCUCAAACCUGACCUCAAACCUGACCUCAAACCUGACGUCAAACCUGACCUCAAACCUGACCUCAAACCUGACCUCAAACCUGACCUCAAACCUGACGUCAAACCUGACCUCAAACCUGACCUCAAACCUGACCUCAAACCUGACCUCAAACCUGACCUCAAACCUGACCUCAAACCUGACCUCAAACCUGACCUCAAACCUGACCUCAAACAUGACGUCAAACCGGACCUCAAACCUGACCUCAAACCUGACCUCAAACCUGACGUCAAACACCUCAAACCUGACCUCAAACCUGACCUCAAACCUGACCUCAAACCUGACCUCAAACCUGACGUCAAACCUGACGUCAAACCUGAUGUCAAACAUGACCUCAAACCUGACCUCAAACCUGACCUCAAACCUGACCUCAAACCUGACCUCAAACCUGACCUCAAACCUGACCUCAAACCUGACCUCAAACCUGACCUCAAACCUGACCUCAAACCUGAUGUCAAACCUGACCUCAAACCUGACCUCAAACCUGACGUCAAACCUGACCUCAAACCGGACCUCAAACCUGACCUCAAACCUGACCUCAAACCUGACGUCAAACCUGACCUCAAACCUGACCUCAAACCUGACCUCAAACCUGACCUCAAACCUGACCUCAAACCUGACCUCAAACCUGACCUCAAACCUGACCUCAAACCUGACCUCAAACAUGACGUCAAACCGGACCUCAAACCUGACCUCAAACCUGACCUCAAACCUGACGUCAAACACCUCAAACCUGACCUCAAACCUGACCUCAAACCUGACCUCAAACCUGACCUCAAACCUGACCUCAAACCUGACCUCAAACCUGACGUCCAACCUGGCGUCAAACUUGACGUCAAACCUGACCGCAAACCUGACUUCAAACCUGACCUCAAACCUGACGUCAAACCUGACGUCAAACCUGACCUCAAACAUGACGUCAAACCUUACUUCAAACAUUACGUCAAACCUGACCUCAAACCUGACGUCAAACCUGACCUCAAACCUGACGUCAAACCUGACCUCAAACCUGACGUCAAACCUGAUGUCAAACCUGACCUCAAACCUGACCUCAAACCUGACCUCAAACCUGACCUCAAACCUGACGUCAAACCUGAUGUUAAACCUGACCUCAAACCUGGAGUCAAUGGCGUCAAACCUGACCUCAAACCGGACCUCAAACCUGACGUCACACCUGACGUCACACCUGACGUCACACCUGACGUCAAACUCAGUGGCGUCGAAUCUGACGUCAAACCUGACCUCAAACCUGACGUCAAACCUGACGUCAAACCUGACGGCAAACCUGAUGUCAAACCUGACGUCACACCUGACGUCACACCUGACGUCACACCUGACGUCAUACCUGACCUCAAACCUGACCUCAAACCUGACCUCAAACCUGACCUCAAACCUGGCGUCAAACUUGACGUCUAA